Erinaceus europaeus (western European hedgehog) is the source of this 6045-nucleotide messenger RNA. RefSeq names its product myosin VC (gene MYO5C). Gene Ontology annotation, biological process: actin filament organization; vesicle transport along actin filament. Gene Ontology annotation, molecular function: microfilament motor activity; ATP binding; actin filament binding. Bases 60 to 5276 code for a protein of 1738 amino acids. The record is from RefSeq and is a predicted model, not a curated record. NCBI's taxonomy places the organism in Eukaryota, Metazoa, Chordata, Mammalia, Eulipotyphla, Erinaceidae. The transcript is spliced from 41 exons. Gene Ontology annotation, cellular component: myosin complex; vesicle; cytoplasm.
AGCAGCCCAGGCCUCAGAGCCACAGGUGGCUCGCCCAGCGCGCAGAGCCUCCCCUGCCCAUGGCGGUGGCCGAGCUCUAUACGCAGUACAAUAGGGUGUGGAUUCCUGAUGCUGAAGAAGUUUGGAAAUCUGCAGAAAUAGCUAAGGACUACAAAGCUGGUGACAAAGAUCUGCAGCUUCUGCUGGAGGAUGGGACGGAGCUGUAUUACCCCAUCCAUCUCGGAGCUCUGCCUCCUCUCCGGAAUCCUGACAUACUGGUGGGUGAGAAUGACCUUACAGCCCUCAGCUACCUCCACGAGCCUGCUGUUCUCCAUAAUCUCAGAAUUCGCUUUGCAGAAUCCAAGCUUAUUUACACUUACAGUGGAAUCAUUUUGGUGGCAAUGAAUCCUUACAAGCAGCUGCCAAUAUAUGGAGAUGCCAUCAUCCAUGCUUACAGUGGGCAGAACAUGGGGGAUAUGGACCCACAUAUAUUUGCCGUGGCAGAAGAGGCAUACAAGCAGAUGGCCAGAAACCAUAAAAACCAGUCAAUCAUUGUAAGUGGGGAGUCGGGUGCUGGGAAGACAGUGUCUGCUCGCUACGCCAUGAGGUACUUCGCCAUUGUCAGCAAGUCAGGCAGCAACACUCAUGUGGAGGACAAGGUCCUGGCCUCUAACCCCAUCACUGAGGCUGUUGGGAAUGCCAAGACCACCCGCAAUGACAACAGCAGCCGCUUUGGGAAAUACACAGAAAUCAGUUUUGAUGAGAGAAAUCAAAUUAUAGGAGCCAAUAUGAGAACUUACCUGCUGGAAAAAUCCAGAGUUGUCUUUCAAUCAGAAAAUGAACGAAAUUACCACAUUUUCUACCAACUUUGUGCAUCAGCUCAGCAGUCGGAAUUUAAACAUCUUAAAUUGGGAGGAGCAGAGGAAUUUAACUACACAAGGAUGGGUGGCAGUACUGUCAUUGAGGGUGUGGAUGACAGGGCGGACAUGAUAGAGACUCAGAAGACCUUCCAACUGCUGGGCUUCAAGAAGGAUUUCCAGAUGGAUGUUUUUACAGUCCUGGCAGCCAUCCUACACCUGGGCAAUGUGCAGAUCAUGACCAUGGGCAACGAGAGAUCUUCAAUCAGUGAGGAUGACAGCCACCUGCAAGUGUUCUGUGAGCUCCUGGGCCUGGAGGUGGGUAAAGUGGCUCAGUGGCUAUGCAAUCGCAAAAUCAUCACAGCCUCUGAGACAGUGAUAAAACCCAUGGCCAAACCCCAGGCUGUCAAUGCCCGGGAUGCCCUGGCCAAGAAGAUCUACACACACCUGUUUGACUUCAUCGUGGAGAGAAUUAACCAAGCCCUGCGGUUCUCAGGCAAGCAGCACACUUUUAUUGGUGUUUUGGACAUUUACGGAUUUGAAACCUUCGAUGUGAACAGUUUUGAACAGUUUUGCAUCAAUUAUGCUAACGAAAAGCUGCAGCAGCAAUUUAACCUGCAUGUCUUUAAACUUGAACAAGAAGAGUACAUGAAGGAGGACAUCCCUUGGACACUGAUUGAUUUUUAUGACAACCAACAAGUUAUUGACCUCAUUGAAGCCAAAAUGGGUAUUUUGGAGCUAUUGGAUGAAGAGUGCUUGUUGCCACAUGGAACAGAUGAAAACUGGCUGCAAAAGUUGUACAAUAAUUUUGUCAACAAGAACACUCUGUUUGAGAAGCCUAGAAUGUCAAACACCUCCUUCAUCAUCCAGCACUUUGCAGACAAGGUCGAAUAUAAAUGUGAAGGUUUCCUGGAGAAGAAUAGAGAUACUGUCUAUGACAUGCUGGUUGAAACCCUGAGUGCAAGCAAGUUUCAUCUCUGUGCCAAAUUUUUUCAAAACAAUCCGAUUCCAUCUUCCCCCUUUGGAUCAGGGAUCACAGUUAAAUCUGCAAAGCCAGUCAUCAAACCAAACAGCAGACACUUCCGCACCAGUGUGGGGAGCAAGUUCCGAAGCUCUCUGUACUUGCUCAUGGAGACCCUCAAUGCCACCACACCCCACUAUGUUCGCUGCAUCAAGCCAAAUGACAGGAAGCUGCCCUUCGAAUUUGACUCCCAAAGAAUUGUCCAGCAGUUGCGAGCCUGUGGUGUCUUGGAAACUAUUCAUAUCAGUGCACAGAGCUACCCUUCCAGGUGGACAUACAUUGAAUUCUUCAGUCGCUACGGUGUGCUCAUGACCAAGCAGGAGCUGAUGGGCAGUGAUAAAAAGGAGGUGUGCAAAGUGGUCCUCCACAGGCUCAUUCAGGAUUCUGAUCAGUACCAAUUUGGUAAGACCAAAAUUUUCUUCAGAGCUGGACAAGUGGCUUAUUUAGAGAAACUCCGACUGGAUAAGCUGAGGCAGGGCUGUGUGCUGAUCCAAAAGCAUGUCCGGGGCUGGCUCCAGAGGAGAAAGUUCCUUCAAAAGAGACAAGCUGCCUUGACAAUCCAGCAGUACUUCCGGGGUCAGCAGACAGUGAGGAAAGCCAUUACUGCAACAGCCCUAAAGGAAGCCUGGGCCAUCAUCAUCAUCCAGAAGUACUGCCGUGGAUAUCUUGUCCGCAAUUUAUAUCAGCUGAUUCGUGUGGCCACCAUCACCAUCCAGGCUUACACCCGAGGAUUCUUGGCGAGGAGGAAGUAUCGAAAGAUGCUGAAGGAACACAAAGCUGUGAUUCUUCAGAAAUACGCAAGAGCAUGGCUGGCCAGGCGCAGGUUUCAGAAUAUCCGACGAUUUGUGCUCAACAUUCAGCUUACUUACAGAGUCCAGCGUUUACAGAAGAAGCUAGAAGAUCAGAACAAAGAGAACCAUGGACUGGCAGAAAAGCUGACCAGCUUAGCCACUCUUCGGGCUAGUGACAUGGAGAAAAUGCAGAGAAUGGAAUUAGAACUGGACAAAGCAGCUACCCACAAGCACAAUUAUGAAGAGAAGGGGGAAAAAUACAAGGCGGCCAUGGAAGAGAAAUUGGCAAAGCUGCAGAUGCAAAAUUCCAAAUUGGAAAAAGAAAAGGAACAAGUACAACUGCAGCUUCAAGAAAAGACUGAAGAGUUAAAAGAUAAAAUGGACAACCUCACCAAGCAGUUCUUUGAAGACUUGCGCAAAGAAGAAAGGCAAAGAAUACUUCUUGAAAAAAGUUCUGAACUGAAAUCGCAUAACUAUGAGAUACACAUUAAAUCACUGAAAGAAGAAAUCAAUGUUCUCAAGGAUGAGAAGAUGCAGCUCCAGAGUGAGUUAGAGAAAGAGCGUAUCACUUCUGAAAGCCUCAAGGAAGAUGUGGCCCAGCUGAGCAAACAGGCAAAGACAAUCUCUGAGUUUGAAAAGGAGAUAGAGCUGCUUCAGACACAGAAGAUAGACAUGGAAAAACAUGUGCAGUCACAAAAACGAGAAAUGAGAGAAAAGAUGUCAGAGAUCACCAACCAACUUCUUGAAAGCUAUAACAUAGAAGAUGUACGAAACAGGCUUUCUGUGGAAGAUCUGGAGCAUUUAAAUGAGGAUGGAGAGAUUUGGUUUGCUUAUGAAGGAUUAAAGAAAGCAACAAGAGUCUUAGAGAGCCAUUUCCAGUCCCAGAAGGAUUGCUAUGAAAAAGAGAUUGAAGCUUUGAACUUCAAAGUGGUACAUCUAAGUCAAGAAAUCAACCACCUCCAGAAAUUAUUCAGAGAAGAAAAUGACAUCAACGAAAGCAUCCGCCACGAAGUUACCAGGCUAACAUCUGAAAAUAUGAUGAUCCCAGAAUUUAAACAGCAAAUCUUAGAACUGGAGAAACAGAAGCAAGAUCUUGAAAUUCGCCUCAAUGUACAAACAGAACACACGAAAGGGAAACAGGAAGAACUGCCUAAUCGGCUGAAUCACAAUCAAGAAGAAGGCACACAGAGAAAGACCAUAAGAACCCAAAAUGAAGUACACCCCAAAGAGAAAGAGAAACUGACUCACGAGAUGCAGGAAACCAGUGAACACUUGGAGAAACAAUGUGAAACUGAGAGUGAAGUGAAGAGCAGUUUCCAGCAGGAAGUCUCUCGCCUGACUGUGGAAAACAGGGAUCUUGAGGAAGAGUUAGACAUGAAGGACAGAGUGAUCAAAAAGCUACAAGAUCAAGUCAAGACUUUAACCAAGACAAUGGGGAAAGCCAAUGAUGUUUACUUGCCCUCAGGACCCAAAGAGUACCUUGGAAUGCUGGAAUACAAGAGAGAAGAUGAAGCCAACCUCAUUCAAAACCUCAUUCUUGAUUUGAAGCCCCGUGGCGUGGUUGUGAACAUGAUUCCAGGGCUACCUGCUCACAUCCUGUUCAUGUGUGUGCGCUACGCAGACUAUCAGAAUGAAGCCAGCAUGCUCAAGUCCCUCAUGAACAGCAUCAUUAAUGGCAUCAAGCAAGUGGUGAAGGACCACUUAGAAGACUUUGAAAUGGUGUCCUUUUGGCUUUCCAACACUUGUCACUUCCUCAACUGCCUAAAGCAGUACAGUGGAGAAGAGGAAUUCAUGAAGCAUAACAGUGCACAUCAGAAUAAGAAUUGUUUGACCAAUUUUGACCUUUCAGAAUACAGACAGAUUCUUAGUGAUGUGGCUAUACGAAUAUAUCAUCAGUUCAUUAUGGUCAUGGAAAACAACAUUCAACCAAUGAUAGUGCCAGGCCUACUGGAGUACGAAAGUCUGCAGGGUAUUUCUGGCCUGAAGCCUACAGGCUUUCGUAAACGCUCCUCCAGUAUUGAUGACACGGAUGCCUACACUAUGGCCUCCAUCCUGCAGCAGCUUAGCUACUUCUACAGCACCAUGUGCCAGAACGGCCUAGAUCCAGAACUCGUGAGACAGGCUGUGAAGCAGCUCUUCUUCCUGAUCGGGGCAGUCACUCUCAAUAGCCUCUUCCUGCGCAAAGACAUGUGUUCCUGCAGAAAAGGGAUGCAGAUAAGGUGCAACAUCAGCUACUUAGAAGAAUGGCUUAAAGAUAAGAAUUUGCAGAGCAGUUUAGCCACGGAGACGUUGGAACCUCUCUCUCAGGCAGCCUGGCUGCUUCAGGUCAAGAAGAUUACAGACAGCGACGCCCAGGCCAUCUAUGAGCGCUGCACCUCCUUGUCUGCAGUGCAGAUCAUAAAGAUCCUGAAUUCAUACACACCUAUAGAUGACUUCGAGAAAAGAGUGACUCCAUCUUUUGUCCGAAAAGUACAGGCUCUCCUGAAUAGCCGGGAGGAUUCAUCACAGCUGAUGUUGGAUACCAAAUAUCUCUUCCAAGUCACCUUCCCCUUUACUCCUUCUCCACAUGCUCUGGAAGUACUCCAGAUCCCCAGCAGUUUCAAGCUGGGCUUUCUGCGUCGAUUAUAGCAGGAGAAAAAAGAGUAAAUGGAUGCUCCUUUUUAAUGACAAGUUCAGGUCAAAUAUGAGGCAUGCAGCUUAUUGAUUAGAACUGGAAAUGAUUUUGGAAUGUAAUUUAUGGAACUAGAAUUCUCUCAAAUGAGCCACUCCUCCUGCUCAGGGUGAUGGUGCUACCUCUGCAAUAUUGUAAGAAUGGUCAUACUCCUAUUGCGAUUGGAAAGGCCAUGUCUAGCUUUAGAAUCUCAACCAAAUUUCACUGGAAUACCUGGAAGACUGGAAGACUUUUUUUUUCUUCUUCUUUCAUGGUGUGUCACAUGGUCUGGAUAUAUCUUGUGACAGGGUCCUAUCCAUAGGGAGCAAAAUAUAGAAGCACAAUAUCUUUCACAUUUCCUAAGGUUCAUGUGAAGUCAGAGAUAUAUUCUGUCCAUGUUUUGUUUUAGUUUUCAUCAUCAAGGGAGGUUAGAACUUGUUGAAUGUUUUUUUCUCUAUCUAUUGACACAGUCAUGUGAAUUUUGGACUUCACUGAUAUGGUGAGUCACAAUGAUUGAUUUAUAUAUGUCAGGUUCCUCUAAGUUUUCAGCUACUAUUCAAUCUGGAAUAAACCAUGAAGUCUACUUAUGCAUGUAUCUAUUUAAAAUGAACAUGUUAGUAAAGAUUAGUUGCCACAUGUCAAGAACAUUUCAUUAAAUGUUACUUGCUGGCAUAUUUGUUAUAAGUCUCACACUGUAUAAUGUCUCUCAUAUGGUAAUUAAAAAAUUAAUUUUUAAGGUUGUUUUAA